AUGCCGCACAGAGUUGUGCAAGUAUGGAAUGUGAUUGAUCGGAAUGCUCCUAAUGGCUCUUUGAGAGGAAGGGACGUUGAAUCCGACCAGGCUAAUGUGCUCCCAAUGCUGCGAAUGUCAGCCAACAGUAUUGCUUGUCAAGACCAUCAAAACUGCAGCUGCCAUCGUUCGAGGCAAUCUAGAGCCUCCUCUGCGGACGUGGUGACAUGCACGAAAUACCAAUCGCGACUUCAAGUGCGUCAACACAUUCACCAGGAAAAUCUACAACGGCUCGAACAUAUCUAUGCCAAUGAGGGUAAAGACAGUGGUGCAUUUGCCACACCGCCCACAUAUGUGAUUGUAGCUUCACGGGAACAGGAUAAUGUGCCAAAGAGUCUCCUAGUAUUCGAACACCAAGGAUAUUCAAGAGAGGACCGCUGGAGACGAGAAACCGUGAACACUGAAACUACUGCGAUGAUCACCGGGAAACUAAACAAAACCGAGGAAAUGAUGAAUGCAAGAAAGGGUAUGUUGUGCUGUGGCCAAAUGAGUAUUUCACGUUGUCACUUUUGUAUGAUUAGAUGA
Messenger RNA from Dicrocoelium dendriticum, 564 nucleotides. Lineage: Eukaryota; Metazoa; Platyhelminthes; Trematoda; Plagiorchiida; Dicrocoeliidae. The record is from the annotation of a GenBank genome assembly.